Meriones unguiculatus (Mongolian gerbil) is the source of this 738-nucleotide messenger RNA. RefSeq names its product chromosome 14 C16orf82 homolog (gene C14H16orf82). The record is from RefSeq and is a predicted model, not a curated record. NCBI's taxonomy places the organism in Eukaryota, Metazoa, Chordata, Mammalia, Rodentia, Muridae. Bases 1 to 738 code for a protein of 245 amino acids. The transcript has 3 exons.
AUGCCGCCGCUUCGGGCCUGUUGCUGCACUGAACACCAGGGCGAGAGCAUGCGGAAGAGACCCGUUCACCCCGCCCAGCUCCUUAUGACUCUACCAAUCUCCCAGUGGCACCAAGUGGCAAGGCAGGCUGACAACCAAGCCUUCGACGCGUGGGCCUCUAGAGACACCGAGAUUGCAAACCACACCAAGGUGUAUCAGAAUGCCCUUCCCUGGACCCUGGGCACAGGCCACAAGCCACAAUUCAGAGGCCUCCAGGGUCCCCUCCUGGAUAAACCAAUCCCACUGCCCUCUGCCAGCAAGGCAGAAAAAGAGGGGUUUUCUGUCUGGAAUGCUCAAGAGCAAAGGGCAAGCUCAUCAUUGCCCCGUUUAGAUCGCCAGCCACUUGUGGGGUCCUGCCAUGCCUCAACUAUUCAGAAGCCCCUAACGAUAGUCUACAGCACCUUGGGAACACCCCACAGCAUUGAGAGCCUCAAGAAGAGCACACAGUACCACGAGCCAGAGGCAUGCAGUAUCUCCACCCUGUCGACCAGCGGCUAUGUGGCCGAUGAAGAGAGCAGCAAGACCAGCCUGAUUAACAGCAAGAAAAGAGUGAAACCGACUAAGCGGAUCACUCCCCAGGGGGGCAGCAACCAGAGCAGCAGACUCUUCACCACCUCCCCUCCCGGCGGCGGCCCGUUAAAGAUCCAAAGACAGACCAGCAGAGGCCAGAGCACCCAGCAGGCUGGAGGGGAAGAGUGA